Molecule: messenger RNA, 960 nt
Organism: Trichoplax adhaerens
Lineage: Eukaryota; Metazoa; Placozoa; Uniplacotomia; Trichoplacea; Trichoplacidae
Exons: 10
Coding region: 1-960 (319 amino acids)
Source: RefSeq, a predicted model, not a curated record
AUGGAAAAUUGUGUUAUUAACAACGAAAUAGCUAUGAAAUCUACAAAUUUCUUCUCGACAGUUAUGGAAUCUGCAGAUAACAUCUCCCCAGUUAUGGAAUCGGCAGAUAUCGUCUCGACAGUUAUGGAAUCUGCGGAUAACGACUUGACAGUUAUGGAAUCUGCGGAUAACGUCUCGACAGUUAUGGAAUCUGCGGAUAACGUCUCGACAGCUAUGGGGUCUACGGAUAACGUCUCGACAGCCAUACUUAUGAAUAUAACUGUCGCGUUAAACUAUUACCCUCUAAACUUUACGGCUCCAACCGAUAUUACGGCUAUUUUUUCGUCAGUACUAAGCAUGGUCUAUAUUUUAUCGGUCCUAUUUUUGAAAGAGCCAUUUGUAUUACUUAGGGCGUUAGCAGUAUGCCUAUCUACGACAGGUGUAGUACUGUUCGCUUUUGAUGAUGGUUUUGGCUCUUUCGCGACCUUGGGUGUUAUUCUAUCAGUAUUCUUUACUCUUACCGCAGCUUGUUUUCGUGUAUACGAAAAGUAUUCUAUUGGCGAUGCAUCGCCAAUUCAAGCAUCGAUGCUAUUGACAAUUAUUAGCAUUAUUAAUUUCUUGUUGGGAUGGAUACCUGUUGUUAUAUUUCAUUAUACGGGAUUUGAAAAGCUUACAUGGUCUGACAUUCCUUGGGAACCUCUAAUGAUUACAGAUUUUUGUAAUAUGUUAAACGCCUGCUUUGUUGUUAUUGGAGUCGCUGUUACCUAUCCUGUAUUUAUUUCGCUAGGUUCUCUCUUUGGAAUACCGAUUAACGCAGUUAUUGACGCGAUCUUCCGUAACGAAUCGUUUUCGGCAUUAAAAAUAGUGAGCACGCUAUUACUUGCUGUAGGAUUCUUAAUUUUAUUAAUACCUUUGGAAACGGCUAAAUCGAUAUCUAGAACGCCAAUUAAGUUGAUAACUUGUAGAUAUCGAAAAAAAUAA